UUUUUACCCCAUAUAUUUGGUUUAUAUUUUGUGUAAUUUUUAAUUUAUUUUUUUUCUUUUUUGGAAAAAAUGGCACCCGUGAUUAAAGGCCAGCAGUUAUUAAACAUUUUAGACGAUAUGCAGCAGCCGGCACAAUUAACAAAAGUGGUUGAACAAAUUGCUCUAAAUGUCGAUCAACCCCUUAAUGUGGCCUUUAUGAACAAAGCAAAAUCUGCGCUGGAAGCUGGCGUCCGAUAUGGGUAUAUUGGAAAAAGAAAUGAUCACUACUUCGUUCCCGAGGAAACAUCCGAUAUGGUUGCUGAAAACGUGGAAGUUGUUGUACCCAAAACAAAAAGUGUGGAUAAAAUCACAACCGAUGCCGAUGAUCCUCCCGCACGAAGAGGUCGAAGACGACGUCGUGCAUCUAGCAGCCGCUCUCGUAGUCGUUCACGCAGUCAACCAGUCCGUAGAAGCUCGAGACGUCGUCGUCGCCGUUAAUAUGUAAAUGUCUUAUGUAAACUUAUAUUGAAAAUUGUGGGAAAUAAAAUUGAUGUGAUUUGGAAUAAAUAAAUAAAAUGUGUCCAUGUUCCAGUUAA
Musca domestica (house fly) is the source of this 575-nucleotide messenger RNA. RefSeq lists its product as uncharacterized. NCBI's taxonomy places the organism in Eukaryota, Metazoa, Arthropoda, Insecta, Diptera, Muscidae. The transcript has a single exon. Bases 70 to 477 code for a protein of 135 amino acids. The record is from RefSeq and is a predicted model, not a curated record.